AUGGAAAAUACAACUAACGAAAAUGAUGCAAACCAGUCAUUUAAGUCACCACCAAGGCGGAGGCGUUCAACAUUUUUCGAAAGACGUGAUUCAAUUGCUCCCCAGACAUACUGUGAAAACACUGAUCCAAAUGUCUGUAAGAAAUUGAACGAUGUGGAUGUAAAAAAUAACGAAGAUCUUAUAAAAUAUCAUGAUAAACUUUUGGUUGAAAAGGAGCAAUGGAAAACUGAAGUCAAGAAUAGACGAAAUAAAUAUCACGACCUGAGACAACAGUACCAAAUGACAACAAAGGCACCAAGCCGGUCCAGGUUAUCAUAUUCAUCAUUAUCAAAUGAAGAUAUAGAAUUUUUGAAAGCCAAGGUAAAUAUUUCAAAACUUGUGGAUAGCCAGCUGAAGUUACAAAAUAGUGUGAAAGAAACUCAAGAGUUAUAUAAGAAAGCGAUUGAACUUGAUAAUGUGUUAUUAAGUCACUGUGAACAGAAGGUAAAUGAAGUGACAGAUUUCAUCUUAGAAAAUAGUACAAUAGAC
This is a messenger RNA of Brenthis ino (lesser marbled fritillary), 528 nucleotides long. NCBI's taxonomy places the organism in Eukaryota, Metazoa, Arthropoda, Insecta, Lepidoptera, Nymphalidae. The record is from the annotation of a GenBank genome assembly.